ACGUGUAGCCCGAUAGAGGCCGCUGCUCGGCACUGAUCUGUAUGUGACACGGUGAUGGAGGCAGUAACGUGUUGUCGAUUUGUGAUAGGAAGGCUGACAUUUUACUGAUCCCAGUUUUCCUGCAGCACAAACACAAUAACAGCCUGCGGUUUGGUGUUAGGUGAAGUUCGGGGCUCUUGCGAGAUGUUCGUGUUUAAAUGUUAGCAGGUUUUGUGCUGUGACUGCGAGCCGCUAAACGGUGUUAUGUGUUGACUGAAGCAGAACAGUGCGUCACGGCUAGCUUCAAGAUGGACACUGGAGAAGAAGCUGAUAUAUGUCGAGUGUGUCGCUCUGAGGGAACUCAGGACAAACCCCUUUACCAUCCUUGUGUCUGCACUGGAAGUAUUAAAUUCAUUCACCAAGAAUGCUUGGUGCAGUGGCUGAAACACAGCAGAAAAGAGUAUUGUGAAUUAUGCAAGCACAGAUUUGCUUUCACACCAAUUUACUCUCCAGACAUGCCUUCACGGCUCCCAGUACAGGACAUUUUUGCAGGUCUGGUGACCAGUAUAGGCACUGCCAUCCGAUACUGGUUUCACUAUACUUUGGUGGCCUUUGCCUGGCUGGGAGUUGUACCCUUAACAGCAUGCCGAAUCUAUAAGUGUCUGUUCACCGGUUCUGUAAGCUCCCUCCUGACACUGCCGUUAGAUAUGCUUUCCACGGAGAACCUGCUGGCAGAUUGUCUGCAGGGCUGCUUCGUGGUGACCUGCACGCUCUGCGCCUUUAUAAGCCUGGUGUGGCUACGGGAGCAGAUCGUUCAUGGUGGAGCUCCACUGUGGCUGGAGCAGAACCAGCAGCAACCUGCCAACGCAGCAGGGCAACCUAACGAGGCUCCAGCUGCAGGUAAUGGAGGUGUGGAGAAUCAGCCUGCGCCGCCCCCCGCCGAUCCCCCUGCGGAUAACGCACCAGCAGCUGAGGUGCUCGACCCCCAACCCGACCAAGCUGAGGAGAUGGAGCUGGACAACGAGGACGACGCCAAUAACGGUGCACAAGAUGAUAUGAACUGGAAUGCUUUGGAAUGGGACCGCGCUGCUGAGGAGCUCACAUGGGAAAGAAUGCUUGGACUCGACGGUUCUCUGGUUUUCCUGGAGCACGUAUUCUGGGUGGUGUCACUCAACACACUCUUCAUUCUGGUGUUUGCUUUUUGUCCGUACCAUAUCGGACACUUUUCAGUGGUAGGACUUGGCUUUGAAGAUUAUGUUCGUGCUUCUCAUUUCGAGGGCCUUAUCACCACCAUCGUGGGUUAUAUCCUGUUGGCCGUAACACUCAUCGUGUGCCAUGGAUUUGCUGCGUUGGUUAGAUUCCAAAGAUCGCGAAGAUUGUUAGGUGUCUGCUACAUUGUGGUCAAGGUGUCGUUGUUGGUGGUUGUAGAGAUCGGUGUAUUCCCUCUCAUCUGUGGCUGGUGGCUCGAUAUCUGCUCCCUGGAAAUGUUUGACGCAUCUCUGAAGGACAGAGAGCUAAGUUUUGAGUCGGCUCCAGGCACUACUAUGUUCCUACACUGGCUUGUAGGCAUGGUCUACGUCUUCUACUUUGCAUCCUUCAUCCUCCUUCUCCGAGAGGUUCUCAGGCCUGGAGUAUUGUGGUUUCUCAGAAACCUUAACGAUCCGGAUUUCAACCCGGUCCAAGAAAUGAUCCACCUUCCCAUAUACAGACAUCUGAGACGGUUCAUACUGUCAGUGGUUGUGUUUGGUUCAAUAGUCCUGUUGAUGCUCUGGUUACCCAUUCGGAUAAUUAAAAACAUCUUGCCAGCCUUCCUUCCCUACAAUGUGAUGCUCUACAGUGAUGCACCAGUGAGUGAGCUGUCUCUCGAGCUCCUGUUGCUGCAGGUGGUUUUGCCGGCUCUGUUGGAGCAGGGACACACACGGCAGUGGCUGAAGGGUUUAGUGAGAGCCUGGACAGUCACCGCUGGAUACUUGCUAGACCUACACUCAUAUCUGCUGGGAGACCAGGAGGAGAAUGAGAACAACGCCAACCAGGCAGCCAACAAUAACAACCAGCAACCACGAAACAAUGCUAAUGCCAUUCCUGUAGUGGGUGAAGGCCUACAUGCUGCACACCAGGCCAUCCUGCAACAGGGAGGUCCUGUGGGCUUCCAGCCCUACCACCGCCCUGUGAAGUUCCCCCUCAGGAUUGUGUUGCUGAUCCUUUUUAUGUGUGUGACCCUGCUCUUGGCCAGCUUGGUGUGUCUCACUUUGCCAGUGUUUGCUGGUCGCUGGCUCAUGUCAUUCUGGACAGGCACAGCCAAGAUCCACGAGCUGUACACUGCAGCGUGCGGCCUGUAUGUGUGCUGGCUGUCCAUCAGGGCAAUCACCGUGCUGCUAGCCUGGAUGCCUCAGGGCCGCAGGGUCAUCCUUCUCAAAGUCCAGGAAUGGACACUCAUGAUCAUGAAGACCUUGAUCGUGGCAGUUCUGUUAGCUGGUGUGAUUCCGCUGCUCCUGGGUUUGCUGUUUGAGUUAGUUAUCGUGGCUCCUCUCCGGGUCCCGCUCGACCAGACGCCUCUGUUCUACCCCUGGCAGGACUGGGCUUUGGGAGUGUUACAUGCCAAAAUAAUCGCUGCCAUCACCCUGAUGGGCCCUCAGUGGUGGCUGAAGACAGUCAUUGAGCAGGUGUAUGCCAACGGAAUCCGCAACAUUGACCUACAUUUCAUCAUCCGAAAGCUGGCUGCUCCUGUCAUCGCUGUGCUGCUGCUGUCUCUCUGUGUGCCCUACGUCAUUGCAGUAGGCAUUGUCCCCAUAAUAGGGGUUACCCUGGAGAUGCAGAACCUGGUUCAGAGGAGAAUCUACCCCUUCCUACUGAUGGUUGUGUUUCUGAUGGGAAUCCUCUCUUUCCAAAUCCGACAGUUCAAGCGCCUUUACGAACACAUCAAGAACGACAAGUAUCUCGUAGGACAGAGACUUGUGAACUAUGAACGCAAAGCUGGUAAAGCCAGCACGGCUACCCACAGCAGCUCGGUGCAGGAAUAAAAGCUUUGGGAAACGUGCUCAGGUUUUAAUGAAGAGUGUGUAUGUGUAUGUUCAGAUCACAACCCUAUGUUGUGUGUGUGCGCGUGCGUGCGUGUGUGUGUGUGCGUGUGUGUGUCCAUCGUUUCUCAUGUCCAGUCCAGGAUUCAAGAAUUCUCAGUGACCUGUGGUCUUUCUAAUUUUGCCUGCAACUUCAGAACUGAAAUGUUUAUAAACCUGCAAAAAAAGAAAAAAAGAAUAGGAAGGAAAUCCUUCAAGCCAACCAACUAGGAUUUAAAAGUGUCACUGUACAUCUUUAGGGGGGAAAAAACAACAAAAAGCGAGUAUGUAUAUUAAUUUAUUAAAUCUAGUUGUCACUUUACUUUGUGGAAUCCUGUUGCUUGGUCAGUACCGAUGCCAGUGUAAUGCUCUCCAGUCCUGAGGAUGGCGUCCAGGAGGUUGGGGCAGAGAACGCACUCAGACUGUGCAUCUUAGCACUCAGCUGUAAUAUUAGAAGCCUUUUAUUUAUUUGAUUUCUAAGAGCUAUGUCAGAAUUUGUUAAAUACAGGUUCUCACCUGGGCCGAAGCUGUUUGUUUUAAUCUCUAACAAUGUAGAGGACGUGGCUGACGUGUGGAUGUUGAAGCUCGGAUCUCAGAAGACAAACCAAUCCAACACCUCAAAGGACUGUGGCAUUAUUUAAGCGGAACAUUGGGGAAGUCUGGACAGGACAGCCCGCAUUUAAUUUCACCGAAGCAUGUCGUAUAUACGGGCACAGAAACUGCACACCGGAGUUGGACAGCCAUGUUUACUGCUCACAGUGAGCUUUAUGAAGCUUCUGUUGGGCCUUGGUUUUCUGUCCGGUCCUGAAACUUUCCAUCCUUCCUGAUAACCUAAGAGACUGUCUUUUAAUGUGCUGAUCACCUGAGCGACUUAAACAGCAUGAGUUUCCUGUCUCUGUUAUAAAGUGUUAACGAGUGUGGGUCUCGUACCUCACCACCCUUUCUGACGUUACUGUGCAGGAAAGACGUGAUUCAUAAAAUGUCUUAAGAGCAAUAGUUAGGAGAGAGAGAGGUCUGUUCAGAUAGCGAAUCAGUGUUCAUGUGAUUCCACCUCGAUCCAUCAAACUGGCAUGACUUUUUCUCAAGAUAAUGGAAUGCUUCAUGAUGUGGGAAGACUGAUCCAGUUUGCUAGAACAAAAUCAUUACGUGUCCAUAGUCCAGAAGAGUUCCUAACAAUUUGUACAUAAUGUAAAUUUUACAAUACUGACCGAUCACAUUUUGUAGCGAAAUCAUUUCUUCACGUCUGCCACAAAACUGCCCUCAGAAUUAACCGAACCUGGAUAUACUGUAGGCUUCUCAAUAUCGUUUGGGCUCCUUUUCAAAGCAAAAUGUUUCUAUUUUUAUAUGUGCGUGUAGCGACUUGGCUGGAUCUCGAUCACGCAUGUCUCGCCUGCUUUGAGUUCCUCGCAGAGUUUCCUUUAGAAGCGAGCCGACCGCCUGGAGCCGCGGCGCUGUAGGAUGCAGACGGCAUGCUGGUACAGUACUAAAGACUCUCACACGUCAGGUCAGCGUAACCUCGUCCUAUCCGUAGCAUGUUCGUGUGAGACGUAUUCAGUAUUCUGAAUGUUUAAAAACCUCCUACUUAGGAGACUGUGGCUGUAAUUAAAUCCUUAUACAGGCAGACGAGUACUUUUUUUUCAUUCUUCUUUUUUUUUCUUUCCCUUUUUUUUGGGUGUUUGUUGGAAAAUUUUAUUACAAAUAUUAAAUCAAAAGUGUGAUACAGCAGUUGUCAGUGUGUUUGAUUCGGAACAUCAUUCACUUUUUUUGCAAGUCGUAAAAUGUUUAUUAAUACAGAAAGGUGUUUAAAGGUACAGCUUGUCAUUUAAUCAGUAUACAAGCAGGUGCGCCGUUGUUAUUUAUUUAAGUUAUUUAUAUACAGCUUUGUGUGAGAUUUUGGAUUUUCCUCUUCUGUGUUUAAAAGAUUUUUAAAUUUUUUUUUGCAAGCUGCUUGUGGAAGAACAUUUCGUACUGUGGGUUGUGCUGCACUGUUCUGGGAAACACUCAAAAUAGGAUUCUUUCACACCUGCCUUUUUUAAUCCUCAUUUUGUACUUUAAUAAAUAAACCAAGCAGAAUUACCAAUUGAAAUGAAAUUUCACCACCUUAUAGCAUAUACAAAGAGCAUUCCCUGUUAUUUUGGCUGCCUCUGAUGAUACACCAAGCCCCAAUGUAGUGAAACCUCCACUGUGUCAAGUGUGGCUUAAGAGAGACAAAAAUUAAAUUGUCUCUCUUUACCUUCACUGUGUCCAGGGUUGGAGUAUGGAGAGAAAGUAAAUAUCAUUUGUUUUCUAACAUUUAUUGGAGUUUUGAAUUGAUUGUGAGUUUUCCGUAUAAAUCAGAUGAAAACCCUGAAAGCCACCUUCUGUUGCAGAAGUCUGUAAUUGUGGUUUCCUCACAGUGCCUGAUUACUGCUGUUGACUGCAGAGAAACGUUGCACAUCAGACUAUUUGUGUGUGUGUGAGAGAGAGAGAGAGAGAGAGAGAGAGAGAGAGAGAGAACGAUGUCCUCAGAAGGAGGUAGGAUAAUAAGACAUUAUCUAUAUCACUAUAUGAAAUAUAAAGUCAUGUAUUAGCCUGUUUUUUUUUUUUUUUUUUACACACAACUUAGAUUGCUAUUCCAGAACAGACAGUGGAUUAGAGAACAAUGUUUUUGGCUAUGAAUAAAUGCAUCAAGCACAGAGACCAUGAAGCAGCAGUACAGGCAUUCAGGCAGUGGCAUGCUUUCCUAAUGAAAGAAAGAAAGAGGAAAAAAAGCAUGAGAUGGAUCCUAAGCUGGCACAGAAGUGUGCCAAAUAUGAAUGAUCCAUCACAUCUCUCAUAGCCAAUUUAGGGGCUUAUUUACAAAACUGGCGCUGUCUUUGUCUUCUGAAGUAAAGAAACUGUAUCCAUCUUUUAUAAAGUUUAUCUGACAGUUAAAGACAUGGUGUUCAGAUUCAUCAUCCUCUGGGUGUGUGCCAUAAAAAGAAGGCUGACUUGAGAAAGCAGAGUGGGAAAUGUGCCCAGCCUGACCCUGUCACCUCUUGUCAGACUUGGGGAGCAAUUAAUUCAGCUGUUACAAUGCUCCAUCCAGUGCUCAGAUGCAUUGCCUCUGCCUCUGCCAUCCUGUAAUGUCUGAUACACCAGAUGAGAAUAUUUUAAGUUCAUGAUUGUGUGAUGCUUUGGUACUUGACACCUUCAAAUGUUUCUGAGAUCCCUCUGGAAAAUGCAGACAUGCUUUUGUUUACAUAUGAUUCAAUAUAAGCGCUGAAUGGAUGCGGAGGUGCAGGAUGUGCUGUUUGCUCACCACAGAAGGUGAUGGCUCAGGCUCAUCUCCCUGGCCAUCUCUUAGCUCAAGUUGCUGAACUUGUGGAUUUGAGUAAUGCUUGCAUCUAGGCUACUGGUAGUACUGCCACAAUUUACAUAGUUUCACAAUAUGCCUUUGCUGUUGUACAUGAUUUUGAAAGUAUUUGGUGCCAGUGUGCCUUUUUGCAGCUGCAGGCAUGCCCAUUAAACACUGCUCGUUUGUGUCAGGCCUCAUGUCUGUGUGUAAAUGGCCAACACAUUUGGCAGUGGUUAAGAAUAAGGCUCAUUACUCGCCUGAUACCGAUGAAGCUUGAGCUAAUGCAAUGGCCGAUGCUGCAGCCAGGGCUGCAUGCAGGGCUCCUUCUGUAACAAAUCUGUCAUCAAAACCUCCAGGCCUGAUUGCAGUUAAUUCUGACACACAACAGAUUCCUUUCUCUCUGAUGGGCAUGUACUCUAAUGCUCCCAUGUUAGUAAUAUUGUCCUUGGUGAAUAAAGGUUGGACCAAAUGGAGAAAGUAGAUCCUAAGGCAUUGUUGCAUAUUUAGGCCAACAAUUCUAUAGUCUACGACAUUCGAUUGUUCAAUGUAUGGUUCACUGGUUUGCUAACACAUGGUGGAACUUUAAGUUUCACAUACAAUUGAUGACGUGUGACGCUGUGUUCUGUGCCAGGUUAACAAGUCAAGGUUCACUACCUUGACAUGGUGGAAGGGUGACGUAAACAAGAUGUGGUGUUAACACAGGGAUAACUGUGCACAUACUGAAAUCAUUGGUUAGGGUAUUUCCUCGCUGCAGGGUCACUGAAUGCAUUCAUUUAGACCAUGGAACUCACUUUACUGCACAAUUCAAGCAGGAAGAUAUAAGAAUGUUGAAUGGUCAGUUGAAGCUUUAUUGUCCACAAGGGCCUCAGGUUUCUGGACAGGUUGAGUGUAAAUCAGACAUGGUUGAAGUUACACCAGAGUAGGGCAUCAUGGAAGGACAUGUUGCCAGGUGUUUUGUGCAGUAUUCGUUCCACACCAACAAGGGGGGUCGGUCCAAGUCUAUAUGAGAUCAUUACAAGUUGAUCGAUGGCCCUACUGGGGACAAUUGAUCUAAGACGAGCAGAUGUGCAUCUUGCCUCUGAUGUGUUAAUGAAGUAUUGUGAAGAGCUCACUGAAGUUGUUAGCCCUGCACAACAGCAUGUCGUUGGAAUAGACCUCACUUCAAAUGGAGAGACAUGCUGUUGUGCCAGGACAGUGGGUAAUAAUCAAAAACCAAAUCGCUGGUCUGUUAGAGGCAAAAAGUUAAGGCACUUUCAAGUUCUCUUAGUUACUGAAGUCUUAGUAUAUCAUCGGCGUCUCAACGCUGCCUGCCACCUGUGUGCACUGCACCGGGGCGAGACCCAUCCAUCCUCACCAUCAUCACACAAACUAUACCGUUAUCAAUUAACACCUUGAAUCUGUAUCGCUGCUUACACAUUAUGCGAUGCAUAUGUGGCCACUGGGCCACAUUAGAUAGAUAUGAUCAGAUUAGAUAUGACAAGGCGCCUGUUUCUUCUACAGUGUGGGGAAAGUGUGUAAAAGCUAUUACUUCUCAGUUAGUGCUAUAACCACUCUGUCACCUCCUAAGGUGAGAAUCUGAGGAUUAGAGACAUAAAGGUUAAGUUUUUCUAAGGAAGCUUCAGAUAGACUAUUCAGCAAGUGUGUACUAGUUACUAAUCAGGUACUGGGUUUACAAGUACUGAUCAUCUUAGUAAGAGAUUUGGGGGACCUCCAUUCAGAACUAUUCUUUAGGGUAUAUGGAAGUGCCAGUUAGAGCAAAAGGGAAACACUUUUUCCAGGCUUUUUUUUUUUUGCAAUUUUUAUACACAUUGACACACAACGUUCUGUGUCUAGUCUGCAUUUCUCAUCCAGUGCAUGUCUCUACUGGGACUGUUAAUGUCAGUACCUUGUCGAAUGUGCCUUCAUCAAUGAUAUUGGUGGCUCUUGGUUGGUUUUCAACAAUUCCAGUUUUUUUAAUAAGUCUGCCAGUUUUCCUGUUAAAGUAUAUUGCAACCUAGCGACAUCUUUCUGAUGCGGCUAUGAGAAUGAUUUCAUGACCAAUUGAAUUAAUUCAGUGUAAUAGAAUGAUAAUUAUAUAGAAAAAUAUUAUAUAUACAUUUGGAUGUAAAAUUUGCUAAAAAGAGUACAUAGACUUUUGGGACAUCCUGUAUUCAUCUUAUGCAGGUAGAAGGGUAAGAGCUAUCCUUAUUUUUUGGGAUAUAUAGUAUAGAUGAGUAAUCAGCUAGUCAGUGGACUAGUGGGACUAAUUCCUGUUUUUUUCAUGAUUGUCUGGUUUUUUAAUAAAUUCUGAUACAAUAAUAUAAUUUGCUUCCUGAUUUCAUGAUCCAUAAUCCAGUCAUCUUACUUCUGAUGAAACUGUAUUGUUUUAUGGUCAUUUACAACUCAAGAAAGAUAAAGAAUUAUACAUUUUCUCCUAUUUCCUCCUGUGUCAGAUGAAACCUUUUCAAAGCAACUCGGUAGGAACAGUCUGAAGUAGCAGUGCUUCAUCAGAGCAGUUUAUCACCUCAGUGUGGAUGUAAAGCAGGAUUUUCUCACUGUCCUGUCAGGACAGUAGAUGGCACUGCAGAAAGUCAGGUGAAUGGCUGGAUCCUAAACAUCUCUGCUCAGUACAUGUUGCACACUUCAUGAGGAGUACAGGCCAUUGUUUACUGUCCUUUCUAGCGCACUGUAAUAGUGAGUAAGGACACAUUCGGGAUUCAGCUUAUGUCAUGAUGCAUUUAUGACUUGCUGACAUUUCCGUAAAGAUAAAAUUACAAUCGUUUGCUUUAUGACCACACAUGAACAUGAACUUUGUACACUUUUACUCAUACCAUCGUUCCAGUGUCCUGUGCUUAAAGUCAGCAUGUAGGUAGAUGUACAAGGAAAUAUUUAUACAUUAUCUAUUAGUCAAAAUAUCAAAGAGCUAGGGUUGGCAUCUUUCAAUGAGGAAAAAUUAGGUGCACCAUCAGAACGUUUUUAUAAUAUUGCUGUUAUGAUUUACAAUUGCAUUAAUCUAACAUUUAUAAUCAUACAAGAGACCAUUUGAGACCAUUUGACAUUGUAUGGAUUAAUGGCUGACCUGAUUUAUAAAAAAAAAAAGAAAAGAUUUUUAAGGCAAAACAUUAUUUAAUUUAUAAUAUUGGAUAAUCUGAUAUGGGUAUUUAGACUUUGUAAAUCAUUAUAUUUAUGAAUUACAAAAUAAAACUAUAAAGAAAUACAGAAACUUUAUACCUUCCAUCAUGGUAAUGACUCCAAGCACAAAAACUCAGUCCACUAAGGAAAGGCUUUAGAUGAUGAUCAACAUUUUUCCAAUCAGAGAUCUAAAUCAUAAUAAUGACUUGAAAUAACGUGAAGAUGGUUAUGCACAGCUCUACAAAGUAAUUGCCAUCAUAAUUUGAUAGAGUGGAAUAAAAUCACCAACUCAAGAUUUUUUAGACUCUUACCCAAAAAUACUGAGUACUGUGUUACAGGCAAAAAAGUGCUUUAACAAGGUAUCAGUUACAAAGGAUGCACACUUAUCUUAUGAUGCUGCACUUGAUUUAUCGUGGUUUCAUUAUUUACAUGACAAAAACCUGCAAUUUUAACAGGACCAUGUACAAGUUUUUAUAUCCACUGUAUCUGACUGCAUUGCCGUGUUAAUAAUGGUUUCUUUUUUAGAUACUUCACUGGCUUUGUUUGCUUCCUGAGUGCUUAUGUUUGCUUCUCUGCCCUUUGCAUGCUUUCAUGAUUUCACAGUAAACCUCUCUGUAUAUGGAUCCCAACUCUGCUUAUGAGUCUAACAUGAAUAAAAUCCUCAUGCUGAA
Molecule: messenger RNA, 10133 nt
Organism: Tachysurus vachellii
Lineage: Eukaryota; Metazoa; Chordata; Actinopteri; Siluriformes; Bagridae
Gene: marchf6
Product: membrane-associated ring finger (C3HC4) 6
Exons: 26
Coding region: 288-2999 (903 amino acids)
Cellular component (GO): endoplasmic reticulum membrane
Molecular function (GO): zinc ion binding
Source: RefSeq, a predicted model, not a curated record